AUGGCUAAAGAAAAGGUUGAAGAAAAACCGGUCAAGCCAGAAAAGGGCGUUUCGGAGUUAGACGCAGAGGACGAGGACGAGGACAUUGAUCAGCUUGUUAUGGAAUUGCAGUCCAACGGUGGUGCUGAUGAUGAAGAAGAAUCUGAGGAUGAAGCGGAUCAAAAAUCUUUUAAGGCCGUUCCUGAGUCCAUGUUACAGACUGAUUUGGCUAUCGGUCUUACUGCCUCCGAGGUUGCUCAGAGAAGAAAGAAGUUUGGUGCUAACCAGAUGGCAGAGGAGAAGGUGAAUUUAUUCGUCAAGUUCUGCACGUAUUUCGUUGGUCCUAUUCAAUUUGUUAUGGAAGCUGCUGCUUUGUUGGCUCUUGGUUUGGAAGAUUGGGUUGAUUUCGGUGUCAUUUGUGCAUUGCUUUUACUUAAUGCUGGUGUCGGUUUCAUUCAGGAAUUCCAGGCCGGUUCUAUUGUUGAGGAAUUGAAGAAAACUUUGGCUAAUACUGCUGUGGUUUUGAGAGAUGGUAAAUUUGCCGAGUUGCCUGCUUCUGAAGUUGUUCCAGGUGAUCUUCUUAAAAUUGAUGAAGGCAAUGUCAUUCCUGCUGACGGAAAAUUGGCUACUAAGGACUGCUUCUUGCAGGUUGAUCAAUCUGCCAUUACUGGUGAAUCUUUGGCUGUUGAUAAACGUACCGGUGAUCCUGUUUUCUCUUCUGCUACUGUUAAGCGUGGAGAUGCAUUGAUGGUGGUUUCCGCCACUGGUGAUUCUACUUUCGUUGGUAGGGCUGCUUCUUUGGUUAAUAAAGCCUCCGGUGGUCACGGUCACUUUACUGAGGUGCUUAACGGUAUUGGUACUAUGCUUUUGAUCUUGGUUAUUGUUACUUUGUUGCUUAUUUGGGUUGCUUGUUUCUACAGAACUUCUAAUAUUGUUAGAAUUCUUAGAUUUACUUUGGCUAUUACAAUUGUCGGUGUUCCAGUUGGUUUACCUGCUGUUGUGACCACAACUAUGGCUGUUGGUGCUGCAUAUUUGGCCAAAAAAAAAGCCAUUGUUCAGAAAUUGUCCGCCAUUGAGUCCCUUGCCGGUGUCGAAAUUUUAUGUUCCGAUAAGACAGGUACUUUGACGAAGAACAAACUAUCGUUGCACGAUCCAUACACCGUUGAAGGUGUCGAACCUGAUGACUUGAUGCUCACUGCUUGUUUGGCCGCUUCCAGAAAGAAGAAGGCCCUUGACGCUAUUGAUAAGGCUUUCCUCAAGUCCUUGAUCAACUAUCCAAAAGCUCGUGCUGCCAUGCCGGAAUAUAAGGUUUUGGAAUUCCAGCCCUUUGAUCCUGUGUCCAAGAAAGUUACUGCCGUUGUCGAAUCUCCAGAAGGUGAACAUAUCGUCUGUGUCAAAGGUGCUCCAUUGUUUGUCUUGAAGACUGUGCAAGAGGACCAUCCAAUUCCAGAGGAUGUCUUGGAAGCUUAUGAGAACAAGGUCGCUGAAUUCGCUUCUAGAGGUUUCAGAUCUCUUGGUGUUGCUAGAAAGAGAGGCGAAGGCCACUGGGAAAUAUUGGGUAUUAUGCCAUGCAUGGAUCCUCCAAGAGACGACACUGCUAGGACUGUCAACGAAGCCAAGAGAUUGGGUUUGAGAAUUAAAAUGUUGACUGGUGAUGCCGUUGGUAUUGCCAAAGAGACAUGCAGACAGUUGGGUCUUGGUACGAAUAUAUACGAUGCUGAAAGACUUGGUCUUGGCGGAGGAGGUGAUAUGGCUGGUUCUGAAAUGUACGAUUUCGUUGAGAAUGCAGAUGGUUUUGCCGAGGUGUUCCCUCAACAUAAGUACAACGUCGUCGAGAUAUUGCAAGAUAGAGGUUACUUGGUUGCCAUGACUGGUGAUGGUGUUAACGAUGCUCCAUCUUUGAAGAAGGCUGAUACCGGUAUUGCAGUCGAAGGUGCUUCCGAUGCUGCCCGUUCUGCUGCCGAUAUUGUCUUCCUUGCUCCAGGUUUGUCUGCCAUUAUAGAUGCCUUGAAGACCUCUAGACAGAUUUUCCAUCGUAUGUACGCUUACGUUGUUUACCGUAUUGCUUUGUCUUUGCACUUGGAAAUUUUCUACGGUUUAUGGGUUGCCAUUUUGGAUGAGAUGAUGGACAUCAAUUUGGUUGUCUUCAUUGCCAUUUUCGCUGAUGUGGCUACUCUUGCUAUUGCAUAUGAUAAUGCUCCAUACUCUAUGAAGCCUGUCAAGUGGGACUUGCCUAGACUAUGGGGUAUGUCCGUUGUCAUGGGUAUUAUCUUGGCAUUUGGUUCUUGGAUUACCGUGACUACUAUGUUCUUGCCAAAGGGUGGUAUCAUCCAAAACUUCGGUUCUGUUGAUGGUGUCAUGUUCUUGGAAAUCUCCUUGACCGAGAACUGGCUUAUUUUCAUCACACGUGCUGUCGGCCCAUUCUGGUCUUCGUGCCCAUCCUGGCAAUUGGCUGGUGCUGUGUUAGCGGUUGAUAUCAUUGCCACCUGCUUCUGUUUGUUUGGUUGGUGGUGCCAGAACUGGACUGAUAUUGUUACUGUGGUCAGAGUUUACGUUUGGUCAUUUGGUAUCUUCUCUGUUCUUGGUGGUGCUUAUUACUUGAUGUCCGAAUCUGAUAAAUUCGACAGGGUGAUGAACGGUCAACCUAUGAACGAAAAGCCUCCUCAGAGAUCUCUAGAGGACUUUAUGGUUGCUAUGAGAAGAGUCUCUACUCAGCAUGAGAAGUCCAGCUGA
Molecule: messenger RNA, 2712 nt
Organism: Brettanomyces nanus
Lineage: Eukaryota; Fungi; Ascomycota; Pichiomycetes; Pichiales; Pichiaceae
Product: plasma membrane H+-ATPase
Exons: 1
Coding region: 1-2712 (903 amino acids)
Biological process (GO): regulation of intracellular pH; proton export across plasma membrane
Cellular component (GO): plasma membrane
Molecular function (GO): P-type proton-exporting transporter activity; ATP binding; ATP hydrolysis activity
Source: RefSeq, a predicted model, not a curated record